Molecule: messenger RNA, 543 nt
Organism: Aspergillus alliaceus
Lineage: Eukaryota; Fungi; Ascomycota; Eurotiomycetes; Eurotiales; Aspergillaceae
Exons: 1
Coding region: 123-404 (93 amino acids)
Source: RefSeq, a predicted model, not a curated record
CUCGAUUAUCUGCUAAAAGGAAAAAGGGAUUGAUUCCCAUCACGUGGGUUCAAUAAGACGGAUGAAACAGCACCUGCGACAAUCAUCCACCGCCCUUACUUGCUAAUAAUAUUAACUCUUCUAUGACCUUGAAACGCCCAUGCGUCUUCCUUCCCCCUGUGCGACAACUAAAAAGAACGAACAAAGCCUCCGACUUGUCUCGAUUACUGGAGACCAUCCCGCUGCACAUAUGCUCCGGUAAUGGGCGCUUACUGAAGCAGCUUUAUGCCUUUACUCGAUCAUACGCUCUCCAUUUCUUUUCUUCCACUGCAUUCGGUUGGUUAUUUACCCCGGGCGCUUUUCUCACACAGCCUCUCCAUGAUGCCUCGUUGAGAUCUGCUGAACCCCUUGACAUUCAUCAGUAAGAACAUUUUGAUUUGCUACUCGCCCUCUUAUACUUUACUGCCUGCUCUUGUCACUUUCCUGGGUAGGCCACCAUUUGCUAUUUAUGGAGGCUUAUUCUCUCUAGUUCGCCCAGAUGUGUCGAUAUAUGUGCGCUUUAAA